AUGGUGACUGAUACCGUUUCGGCCGACCAGUCAAAACGGGAUGCGUAUACGAGCAGUGACUUGAAAGGACUGAAGGUGCAACACGAUAUGGAUCAGUUCAACACAGGCACUACAAUCUUGACUAUCGAGGAUACGGACAUACUGAAAGAUGAGG
Molecule: messenger RNA, 154 nt
Organism: Sphaeroforma arctica JP610
Lineage: Eukaryota; Ichthyosporea; Ichthyophonida
Exons: 1
Biological process (GO): mRNA splicing, via spliceosome
Source: RefSeq, a predicted model, not a curated record